AUGAGGCCAUUGACGUACUUCCUUGGCAGUGAACGAAGAUAUCUUCUGGACACUCCCAUUGUGGGGGCAAAUCUGCUCCAGCAUUCCAAAUUCUCUGAGCCUUUCAUUCCCUUCAUCAACACUAAGACACGGGAUAUCAGGCAGCUGGAGCUCAUUCACAGACAUCAGAUUCUAUCUGGAUUGGAAAGAAGUCAGGAUGCGUUAAAGGAAUUUGUGUACUGCCUUGCUUUAAAUCCUGAAUGUAACUCAGUUGAAGAAAGAAACACAGAAGCUUCAGCAAAUGUGCAUCAAAUUUUGAUAUUUUCUAUGCAGAGAGUAAAGGCUCAGUGUGAAGACAAGAUAAACCCCCAGUCUCCUCCAGAAGAAGGUCAUGGUAGGGAGAGUCCUGUGAAUCCAUCUGAGCAGUCUAAUGUAUUCAGAAAUGACAAUCCUUCAAUUUUGUAUUUCAUAUUGGCCUACACUUUGAAGAAGAUAAGAGUGUUAGAAAACAUCAUUCCAGUAGCACCCAACAGUGCUCUGAGGAGACAACUUCCUAGCGAUAUGCAAGAUGCAUGUGACCUGAAUGUCCCUAGGUAAAUUCCCAAGAAAUGUCAUUAUCCAGAGUUCCUGACUGAUAUAACUGAUGAGUGUGCUCUUUGCAUGAGGUUUGGACAGUUAACAUUUCAUCAGAUCAUCAGAAAGGCCACAUUCCCAGAGCAGCAGAUCUUCAGAACUCUGGAAGUUAUUUCCCUAAAGAAACAUAUUCCUAAUGUGAAAAAUGAAAAUAUAAAAACAUUUCAGAUGAAAUAUUUGGGAACAUUUGUCACAAUUAGGAGCAGUCAGAAGUACUGGUUCAGGGUGCUAAGUAAUUGUCAUAGAGAUGGCUAUAACACAAGAGACAUUGAGUAUCUGAAAGAUGAAAAGGUAGAAGGCCCAGAGUAUGAAGAACUUGCCAUUCUUCAUGAUUAAGUUUAUCAGCUGUCUUAGCUACCUGUUUCCUGGUUUGCUUCUCUCAAAGAUCACAUGAAAGAACAAAUUGUAAGACACUUUGGGGAGAUGGCAGACAGGGACCCUGAGCCACAGAGCAAUCCCAGUGGUCCUGCCUGGUCCUGAUGGAUUAUGGUAGUGUUGCCCCUGUAAUGCAAGGCUGAGAUGAUCAUCCUAAGCAUGACCUCCCUUACGGACUGUCUGCUUACCAUUUUCCACAUCUUAGUCACCAUCACACGUAAGAUGAAUAGUCACUAAGAGCUAGCUAAUAUCAGGGAGAAAAAAUAA
Jaculus jaculus (lesser Egyptian jerboa) is the source of this 1254-nucleotide messenger RNA. It is a transcript of the gene Lonrf2, whose product is annotated as LON peptidase N-terminal domain and ring finger 2. NCBI's taxonomy places the organism in Eukaryota, Metazoa, Chordata, Mammalia, Rodentia, Dipodidae. The record is from RefSeq and is a predicted model, not a curated record.